Penicillium oxalicum is the source of this 1962-nucleotide messenger RNA. RefSeq names its product Zn(II)2Cys6 transcription factor domain-containing protein. NCBI's taxonomy places the organism in Eukaryota, Fungi, Ascomycota, Eurotiomycetes, Eurotiales, Aspergillaceae. Gene Ontology annotation, molecular function: DNA-binding transcription factor activity, RNA polymerase II-specific; zinc ion binding. Bases 1 to 1962 code for a protein of 653 amino acids. The record is from RefSeq and is a predicted model, not a curated record. Gene Ontology annotation, biological process: regulation of DNA-templated transcription. The transcript has 5 exons.
AUGAACAGUAAUCGUGUCCAUCGGCGGAAACAGUUCUCGAGCUGUGACGCUUGCCGCAAGUCUCGCGUCGCCUGCGAUGCGCUGCGAAAACGCUCCGUACAUGGAGCGUCCAGCCUCGCAACUUGUACCCGCUGUGCGGCUCGGAACCGACAGUGCAGCUUUGAGUGGAUGAAGAAAGUGGUCUCCAGGGCCGACGGGUCAAGUCCUUCCUCUGAUCGCUGGAAUUCCCUCCUGUCUCCCCCUCCAUCUUAUGGUCGAGGCCAAGAGGAUUCUUUCCAUCUUUCUCCACAAUUUCAUGACUUGGGCGCGGAAUCGUCUCAGCACGGCGUGGACGGUAGUCCCGCGCAGGCUGAUCAUGGAACACCGACACCCUCGGCCCGAUCUUCGUUAACCAGUUUAGAAGUGACGGACUGGUUGCGAUCGAUGUAUGAAGAUGUCUUUGAACAAGUCUUCGGUUCGUGGCUUGGAAAUUAUAGCUGUCCUUUCUCUUUCGGCGAAAAUGGUCAUCUAGAGGGUGGGACGAGUGACAACCCGAGGUUUUCCAUCUCAGUCAGCAUUUCUUCUCUUUGCCGACAGUUUGAUCAGUUGAUGAGGGACCUGGAAAAACAAAGCUCUACGGGAUCGCGAGCGCAGCCCCCCACACAAGCCGACUUGGUAAAGGAAUGGCAGAUCGAAACCACCCUCAAUCAGGCUAUCCAGACCUUUUCCGCCCGGUGGCUGCCCCUGACCUUCGAGUUCGAUGCCGAAAAGCAGGCACAGACGCCUCUCAUUCAGAGUCUCUGGCGGGAAUUACGGCAGAACCUCCCAAGAUCCAUGAAUAGACCAUGCUAUCGAUCGAUGCUGAGUCUGUAUCUAUUUGCCAUGGUCCCCGUCCCCGUCGGCAUACCGGAGGACGAGGAAGAAAAUGGGGUGCCUGCGCAAGUGUGCGUCCACGCUGCCUUGCAACAGGUGCAGUUUUUGCGUGCACGUCAAAGGAGUCUCGAAUUCAAUGGAUCCAAAGUCUCAUUGCUGUCGGAUCAAGCGACGCCCAUCUCGACACCAGAGCAAAUACGCUCCGAGUUCAUUCACAUCGAAAGCAUGAUAUACUGGGCUGCUAUGACAUUCGACACUUCCUCGGCUCUGACGUUCAAUACCAAAUCCAUUCUUUCAUCCGGGCUCCUGGGUUGGGAAGCCGAAUCCUCCUGGCGAAUGGUCCAGACUUGCACGAACAUCUUUCACGAACAAUCUGAGCGGUGGCGCACCAAUGGAGUUUUGGUGACCGAAGAGACUGCCAAUCAAAUCAUUGGCGCAGCUCAUGCAUGGAAACUGCGCGUGUGGAAGAUGGGCACCAUCUUGAAGGAAGCUCUUCGAGAGGGACAUGGUGAGGAUGCUGUUUACCAUGCGUACAGCUCCGCAGCGGAAGCGAUCAGACAAUUCAAUGUCACCUAUCGCCCCUUGUUGGCGGCAUUCUUCAUCUUCCUAUCUGGCUUUGAGAAACAAGACUGGGUGCUGAUUGUCCUCUUCUUUGCAACAGAUGAGCUGAUGGUACACCAUCACUUGAGCAUACUCAUCAUGAUCGAUGCGAUUGAAAUUGCGUCAAGAGAGGACAUUCUCGAAAAGAUGAGUGUGACAAAGUCGGACGCACAAGGGAGUCUGCUGAAUUGUCUACAGUUUGGCUUGAGUAACCAUUUUACUAUUCCCACCCGGCAGGGCUCAGAUUACAGUGUUGGGCCAUUCCCGCUAGUUGCGAUUGACCCUUAUCCUCACCACCUGCUUGCCGGUGUGCAACUCUUGUGGAAAGGCAUUGAGAGGGACUUUGACGAUGGCCAAAUAGACCAGACGACAUGCGAAAACCUGCAGUCGAUUCUGCUACAAACCCUUGAGCUUCUGCCCCAAACAUCCAAAUCAGUUCGCAAAGGUACCGAACAGGCUCGGCUGGCAUUUCUUCGGCGAGGAGUCCCGUCUUCAGGCUCGUCGAUCUGA